AUGAUAGUUCUUGGGAUAAUCGUGAGAAAUUUGCUGAUUUUGUCGGAUUUUCCUUUGGAAUAUUUCCAGAUUGCGCCAGAUGUCGUUCGGGUCAACCGAAAUGCAUUCAUCCUUCCCAAGUUGGCGACGGAAACGUCGAUUGCAGCGACGGAAGCGACGAAGGCUGCGAGGAAAGCUGGUUUAUUUGUGCCGACAGAAGCACUUGUGUCCCCCCGGAUAAGGUUCGAGACGGGAAUCCUGAUUGCGAGGAUGAGUCCGACGAAGUGUGUGAGUCGCAUCAGCAUGAGUGUCUUUGCGGAUAUCCCCGGUGCUUGGACCAAGAGUUCGUCGGUGACGGAAUCGUGGAUUGCAUCGAAGGUUCUGACGAAAGUGAGCAACAUUUCCUUUUUGUUCUUUUUUCAAAACAUCCAGUUUCGUUUCAAUUUUAAACCGAAAAUCUGUUCCGUACUUUUUUUUCCUCCGCCUGAAGUGGCCAUUGACAAGAACACGUACAUUUGCCCGAAAGACGGCGAAUUGCAAACCAUCAUCGAACGUCGGAAACGAGGCGCAGUUCCAGAGCUGGAAGUGAUCGUCAACGGCCAAGAAACCACGACGCUUUACCCGUCGGAUUCUCGACGCGUGCGUCAAACCGGACUCCUCACGUCGACAGCCGCCACUUUCAUCAACGCAGCUGGCACCACGACAGAGUACGCGACAGAGAUCCAUGGCACAGUGCUCGACGACGACAGAUACGCGAGAAUCAUGAGCACGGGGUCCCGGGUUUUCUACGAAAUCGACGACGACGACAACGACGACGUCGUCGUGGACCCCGCGGCAGCUGACUUCCUCGACUCGAUUCGACCCACGGGCCUGGUGUCGAGUGUGCGAUCGACACUCGUCCGAGACGACGUCACAACCGCCUUCGCCACGGAUUACUACAGAACUUAUAUUGACGGCAAGUAUGCGCAGUUGGUGUCGAGCUAUUCGACGGUGUUUCCAGUUGAUGCUGCGACGACGACGUCGGCGACAGCGACAGUGUCGACGCUCGAGUUCCAGGACCUGCGAUCCGGCAGCGUGUUCCAAACCCCGACACCGCCGCAAGUGUCGAAACGCGUCGUGAUUGUGCCAGCAGCGUCGGCGCAAGUCGUCAGGGGCAAACCCGGGGGUCGUGGGGUGACGACCAGGAACCUCGUCACCGGCACCUACGAAACUGACUCGACGACGUACGCGUUUUACGUGGGGAAUUCCAUCCAGCCCCUGACGACGCGUGUCAUCGGGGAGCCGGUGACAUCGCGCGACACUGAGCACAGCGUCUUUGUUCAGCCCGACAAAUUGUCGUCGAGGAUUUUUCUGGACGUGGAUCAUUUGGACGGGGUGCAGGUGAAAAUCCCUGUGGCCAAAGCGUCGUCGUCGCGAAAUAAGGCACCUCCGAGAGUCAUUCCGGGCGUCGCUGUUAUAAAUGGUCGACAGGCCCACGGAGUCCUCGUGGAAUCCUCGAAUAAUGACGACGACGACGAUGAUCACGUCAUUGAGCUCGACGGGUCUGUCGACACGGAUUUCCAGCCAGUCAUGAUGACGCUGACGAUCGGCGACGUCGUGGCGUCCACGGAAGUGCGGUCGAGUGGCGCCGGGUUCUGGCGGAACCAGGACACCGUCUACCGAUUCCCGAGUCCCCAUGUGUCGAGAAAAUCCCACGACGACGACGACAACGACGAUGACGUGGGCAUCAAUGAAAUCUCCGACGCGCCGAAGGGCCGCAAGGCAGACUCUGGAGAACAGGUCUUGAUCGUUGACCCGACGCCAGUGUUAGAGGUCAAGGGGUUGCCGACAUUCACUGUCGCUGCUGGCGGGAAAUCCCUCAAGGAACAAAUCGCCGAAGAGGACGACACUACUACUAAUGCUGCUCCAACGACGCCGACGACGACGACGGAAAAAUCAUCGACGCCGUCGAGAGAGGCUCGAAAUUUCAAAGGAGUCCGACUCAUUCGACCGGAUUUGGAAUCGCCUCCUCCUCCGUCGACUGCUGCCGUCGCAUCGGGUGUCACUGCGGGACAACUCGCGACGAGGUUGCCGUCGGUGACGUAUCUCGGAUUCGUCGAUUUCACCACGACUAUUCUAGGAACGAAGGUCAUCUUCAUGCCGAGGUCGGUUUUGGAGGAACGACAGCGGAAAGAGCUGAGCGACGACGUCAAGGAAUCCAUCAAAAUCACGCCUUCCGAAAAGCAAAAGGAGUCAUCGAAUGACGAUAAUAAUAAGAAGAACGACGUCGACGACAGCAGUGCUGUCGGCGUCGUUCGCGACACCAGGACCUUUUUGCACCACGAGCCAGGCAUGAUGACAGAGACGGUCCGUGGUCACACUGUCACUCACGAGAAGUCAAUGUCGACAUUUGUAGUAGGAACGCGACAGAGGGGCGGGAAAUUGCUGCCGAAUAACAACGUCGACGACGACGGCGGCAUCGAUGACGACGUCGACGCGCUGCAAAACCUCGAUGACAACUCCUCGACGACGACAGAGGGCAGCAUCACAGCGACGCCGUCAUCGUUGGACGAGUCGUCGACAGAUGACGCUGUCGUCAUCGAAGCCUCUCCAGUGCUCGAACCCGAGCCCUUGUUCUCGACAGCCAUCACGAAAGUGUUCAACGAAGACCAAGCCUUCCCCACGGGACUCGUCACGUCCAUCAGUGGCACUGUCGGGCACAAAGGAGUGACGACGCUCUUCACCACUCUGGUCUACGGCACCUUCAUCGAAGGCAAUUACGCGCAAAUAGUCCAGAGCACGUCCAGCAUUUACUACCUGGUCAAGGAGCCGCCGAAAGAAGCGACAUCUGCCGUCGAGGAGGAGGAGGAUCAGAGCAUCAUCAGGAAAGAACCCAUCAUCAGUGCUGUUGACCUCGGACGCUCUGUGGGCUCAGAAACUGAGGCACAAACCAUAGUGGAAGGCAGUGGGGAGAAGAGCAAGAGUGUCAUCCUGGUGACCCAGUUGGUGCCAAAGACCUUCUACACCACAUUCACCUAUUUCACCACCUUCUUUGUCCCUGAGGGCACCAGCACCAGGACCUCCAUCAACUCGCACAAGGAGACCAGCACGUCUGAGGGCUUUGUUGAGACAGUGGUGACAUCUAUGAUUGGGGAAGACCAUGUGCCAACACCGAGUGUGGUUCUGGAAGAAGAAGAAGGUGUCACUACUGAGAACCUGUUGUUGAGUGCUGGCGUUACCACCACUGAGGAGCCUGUCACUGAAGGAACCCUCCAGCCUUCCUUGGAGUUUCCAGAAGGAGAAGAAGAACAAUACCUGCUCAGGACUCUGUACACCACCUAUACAUACUUCUCUACAUUUUUCUUUGGGGAGUCAUCUUCAUCCAUUUCAUCCAGGACUGAAGUGGUGUCCAAUACCAUGAGGGUGCCUUUGAAGGGAGAAAAUGAAGGCAGACAGGGACUGGAUGAUGGUUCAAACCAGCUGAAUGUUGCACCAGGGGAGCCAGAUUUUGCCAGCAAGAGAAAGCCAGUCAUCAAGGGUACUGAUGGACUGCUGAGCUCAUUUGUGGAGACCCUCCUGAAGACAUACUACACAACUUACACCUACUUCACUACCUUGUUUGGUGACCAGACAACUUCAGUCACUAGCCACACUGAGGUGUACUCCAAUGUGGUGACUACCAAUGGGUAUUUGUUGGUUGAGGAAGAGGACAAGGAGACUGAGGUCACCACUGAUGAGCCCCUGGAAACAUCUCCUGUGCCUGUGGACACUUUGAAGCCCACCAGGGCACAAGUACCCUCAGGAAAAAGUCUGGAAUUAUUGUCAAGCAGCAAAAGUGCUCCAGAACUGACCACACUCACCACUACUUACACCUACUUGACAACAUUGAUUGAUGGUGAAAGCACAACUGUGAGCAAAUUCAAAGAGAUGUUCACCAAUGUGGUGGAUGGAGACAUCACCAUGGCCUCUGGGGUCAUGACCACUGUCCCUGUUGAAGGUGAAGAAGAAGAAGAAGAAGGAAAGGUGUUGCCUGGGAAGUCUGGAGAAGAUGCAGUGUUACUGUCCACUGAGAGAACCAUCACAGAGCCUGGGAUUGAGCCAACUCCCACUGAAGUGACAGAAGAGAAUGCUGAUGUGUACAUAAAGACCUAUUACACCACAUUCACCUAUUUCACCACCUUCUUCAGGUCUGGAACCUCAAGUGUUUUGAGCAAUGAGGAGACUGAAACCAAUGUUGUGACAGUGGCAGUGACUGAGCCAGAUGCUUCAGCUGUUGCUGCUACACCUGCAAAGAACCAGCCCAUCACCUACUACACCACUUAUACCUACCACUACACCUUCAAACAAGGAGAUGAGCUCAUCACUUCAACCAGUGAGGAAACUGUUACAAAUGUUGUCCAGCCUUCUGCCACUGUUCAAGAUGCCUCAGCACAGCUGACACCAGCAUCUGAAUCUGUCAUCAAAAAUGAUCCCAUUCUGGCAUCAGACCUUCCUGACAUCAUUGCCACUUCUGCAAAGGAAGAAAUGACCUCAACUGUGGUCACCUACUACACAACCUACACUUAUUUCACAACUUCCUAUGAUGGUGAAGAGACUUUGGUUGACAGCAGGCUGGAAGUUGUGAGCAAUGUUCUGACAGAGUUGGCAAGCAGUUCAGCUGAGUCAUCAAGCAGCAGCACCAGCAGCAGCAACAUCAUCCCUGAAGUUGCCAGUUCUGCAGCACCUGCACUGGAAGCCUCUGUUGCUCCAAGCUCUGUCACAGGCAUCAUUUCAGUCAACAUUGGCAGCAUUAUUGAAGGAGCCACCACCACCCAUUUCACCACAAAGGCCAUUGGAACCUUCAUUGGCCAACUGUAUGCCCAAGUGAUUGAAAGCACCUCCAGUGUUGUGGUGGACACUGCAGCAGCUCCAGUGGAUGAUCAAGAAGGCCCUCUGAAAACAGGGCUGGUGAGGUUGAUUGAAGGCUCCAUUGUCAGGGGAGAAGAGACCACACAUUAUGAGUCAUCUGUGAUUGGGACCCUCAUUGAUGGAACCUAUGCGCAGAUUGUGCACAGCACCUCAUCCAUUGGCAGUCAUCAGGAAAGCCUGACCACUCAAACAGCAUCAGUCAUUGACACAUCAUCAUCAUCAUCAUCUGUCCCUGAACUGCAAGCCAGUCAGGAGGAAGAGGAUGCUGAACAAGUGACCACACCCUUUGAGCCUGCCAGUGAAGAGAGUGUGUCAGUCAGGGACAGGCUGAAGAACCCAGAGAGGACCAAGACCUUUGUGCCCAUCAUCAGGCCAUUCAAGGCCAGGACCAGGCCCAAUUUCGUCCCCAGGAAGAAACUCGAGUCUUCCACCAGUGCAGCCAUCAUCACCAGGACCAGUGUGAGACCCACAGUGGUGGCAACCCCAGUGCAAACCAGUGGACUCUUCACCAGGUCUCCCAAGGCCAGCAGCAGCAGCAACAGCAUCAGAAGACCAGGGUUCCAACCAGGCAGGGCUUCAACAGCAGGUUUCAGGCCAUCAUCUGGCUCUUCUUCAGCAUCUCCAUCAGUCUUAUUGUCCAGCACUACCAGCAGUGCCGGGGGUCGCAGGGGUGUGGGCUUCUCCAGGGCACCAAUAACCAGUCCCAUCAACACUGCUCCCACCAGGAGACCCCUGUUCCCCAGCAGGCGUCCCUUGUUUGGCAGACCUGCUCCCACUUCAGCCAGUCCUUCCCCAACACCAUCAUCCAGUGACUCUGGAAACCCUGUUGCACCAGCUGAGCCUCCUUCAGAGUCUGUGGAAAGCAACAGCAUUGACACCUUGACCAAUGAAGAAAAGUCCACAGAGUCUCUGUUGGUGUCCAUCAGCAACCCUCCUCCAAGACGCACCAGACCCACGUCCAACAAUAAACUAUUGGACUUGCUUCAAAGGUCUCGUGGUAUCAGCAGUGGCAGCACCAGCACCACCACCACCACCACCACCAGACAAGCACCAGCAAUACCCAUCAAGGAAGACAGUGGUGGUGUCACAGACUCUUCAGAGGCUCCACUGCUUGAAAGCAUUGGCACAACAGCUUCCAGCAACAGUCAGGCCCCUGUUUCUGGAAAUUUCCAGAGACCGAUAAAUAGCCCGCUGAGACGUGAUGAAACUCCUCCUCCUCCAGCCGCCAUCAGAAGUUCUCCUCAAUUCAGAGUAACCAGGAGACCCAGGACAGGGAAACUGUUUCCCAGUCGGGAUUUCCUCUCCAGACUGAGAGGCCAAUCCUCUGGUGGCAAUAAUAAUGAAGAAAGUCAGCAGCAGCAGCCGCAAGAACUCGCUGUUGGGGAGUCCUACCAAGUGCCUUCAUUCAGGUACCAAAGCCGGGGUCUGCCACGCAGAAGACUUUUGUGGACUGAAGAAGAAGAAGAAGAUGUGCCGAAAUCAGAAGAAGGAAAUGACGGUGAAGACGAUAUAUUGUCGAUGCAUCAGACGAGAGACAAACGCCAGAUCGACUUUGGCACUAGGUCCAGAGGCAGGCAAAAGAUUGCCACAGCGGGUUCCAACGUGCCUCAGACCCUGCCUCUGGCCUCCGAACCCGAUUCCUUCACGGCUCGUCGCCUCGAGCAACUCCGCAGAAACAGGCAAAGACUCGCAGCUGCUGGCAUCAGGUCACAAACCAGUAACCCAAGCAUCAACAGCCGACCCUCAGAUACCACAAGGACGCCAUCGGGACGCCCGGCCUCAGGAGGACAACGGUUCAGACGUCCAACCACUGAGUCCAUAGUCGGGACUGAUUCCCAGAGGUUCCCGAGUAGGUCCCGAGUUCGGAACAACAAGACCCCCGUGAGUCCCAGCAGCACUCCAGUCAGGUCCCUGACCCAGGGCCGACUCCAGACCGGCAGACGUUUCACCCCAUCCAGUCAGAGAAACAGGUUCAACACCUUCGCCAACCAGCAGGACUAUGAUUACUAUGAUGAUUACGCGGACACGUCUCCUGAACUUGUGCCGGAAAUCUCGGGCCCUGUUUUGCCAGAGGGCAAGAUCACAGUCACGCAUCACAUCCCAAUGGCUGCCACUAUCCCCAUAGUGCACAAUGGAGCCACUCAUUUGAAAGAGGUCAUAACAGCCAGUCCUAGUCUCGAGGUGCUGGAUCCUGGUCAAUACACAGCAACUGAAGUGGCGGGAGGAUCCUUCACUGUGCUUCUGAGUGAAUCGAGUCACCAGGUGUCGCCAGGGGUCACAGAGAUCACCAAGUACUUUGCCACUCCAAGCAUCACUGACAGUGUGACAUUCACACCAACUGUCAUCAGGGGCAGGAGCACGUCUGCAUCUCACAUUGUGCCACACACUGCCUAUGUUGUGUCUGAGACUGUGUCCACUCAUAGUGACCCCACAGCUGGCCUUGCUGACCUGCUGUCCCAGUUGCUCUUGGGCCAGGUGAACCAGCAGCAGAAUCCUCUGCAGCAAGUGCUGAAUCCUUUGAGCCCUCAACAGGCAUUUUCCAACAGCAUCAGGACUGAGACUUCCACUUAUGUGACCACCUUGACAAAGACUGACAGCACAGUCAUCCCAAUCAUCCUCAGAGGAAGGAAGAUUGAGACAACCAUUGUGAAUGCUGUGGAAGAGGUCAUAACUGCAACUGAGUUCAAAACCUUCUCUGUGGAAGUGCAGCAGACUACUCAGGCAUUUGGACAACUGCCAGGACUCAAUAACCAGUUCCAGAAUUUACUCCUGCCAGCUCUUGCCCCAGCACUGCUCCAGCAACAAGAACAACAAAGGCAGCUGCAGCAACUUCAACUCCAGCAACUGGAAAAGCUCAAGCAGGCCAUUCCUCUGUUUACUGAAGCCCCCCAGCCUCAGCCAUCACAGAUUGAGAGCACUGUGGAAGCCAUUGUGGAAAAGCCCUCAUCAGUGGCUGCUUCUGCUGUGGAAAUAAACCCUGCCAAAACCAGUGUGGUCACACUGUUCCUCUCUGGAAAGCACCCUGGAGAGUUUUCCACUGUGUUGUCAACCCUGGUGCUGGAUCCAACUGAGCAGAAGAUCAGAAAGAGAGAAGCCAUCUACUCUGGAAAUGGCCCAGUGAAGGAGAACAUCCAAUUUGAGGCUUACCAGUAUGACACCCCAGCAGAGUUGCUGCUGGAAGACAUGGAUUUGUACUUGCAGUCAGCCAUGGAUGAUGAUGUGUCUGCCAAUGAAAUCACUCAUGCCACCAAGUCCCUGGAGAGCAUGUUUCAGGACAUUUCAGAGUACCUGAAUCCUGAUGGGGAAACCAUGACUCAAGCAGAAGCUGCUGAAAACCACAGUCAGAAUCAUUUUUUAUUGGCAGGCCCCGCUGAACUGCCCCCACUCAGCAGGAAGCCAAGAAGUGCUCAAGGGGGACUUUGGCAAGAGAAACCAGUUUUCCAGGUUCCAGGACUCAGGCAGCAAAGGAAGCAAAUUGCUGAUCAAAUUGCAUCUAUUCAGCAACUCCAACACAUCCAGGCAUUCCUGGUCCCUUCAUCUGUGACUGAAACAUUCACUGAUGAUGAAGGGAAUAUCAAUGUUCAGGAAACUAAGCGCCUAGUGCCAGACAUUCCUGCAGAAGCUGCUUUCUUUGAGCUUCCCAGGAAAAAGAGUGCCAGCAAAAAGCCAAAGGCAUUUUUGGAUGACCAGUGGCCUCUUCAGGAAAGCGACUGGGAAUGGCCAGGGAAGAAUCAGCAAUUUGGAGAAAACUUUGAACCAGAGCCAAAACAGCAGCAGCAGAAUAAGCCAAGCAAUAACAAUAAGUCAAGCUUCAGAUCCAAUGACUGGAUCCCCAUAGUUCAGACACAGCAGUCUGUGCCAAAAACUGCACCUUCUGGCAACAAACCCAACCUCAGAGGACACAAACCAGUUCCAGUGAUUGAAGCCACUGAGGCAUUUGAAGCCAAUCCUCUUUCAUUCCAGUUCCCCCAAAUUGAAAUCAAGGAGAGUUCAUUGAAACAAAACCCUGAGGAAAAGCCCACCAGCAGGAAGCAAUCAACACCGCGCAAAAGUCCAAACAGACUUUUCCAGCAGGCUGAUCCUUCAGAAGACUCUGAGCAACUGCCAUUGGGCAUCUUUGACAUCCCGAAAGUUCGUCCUGCCAGAGUCAAAUCAACAUCAUCUUCAGUCACUAAAAAACAAGAAUCUUUUCCAAAAUCUGAAGAAAAAACAUUGGAAGAACAACAAGAAAAAGAAAUUCCUGCCCAAGUAGAGACAACCAGCAGUUCAACAACAGAAAAACCGUCAGAGUCUGUUCCAUUCACCAGAACAAGAGUUGGUCGACUUUUCAAUUCUGCACAAGCGACAUCUACCACAGAGAAAUCUAAUGUCCAGGUCAGCAGAGGGCGCCGCCCUGGCCACACCAGAAGCAGAGUGCGACCAACUCCAAAAAAGGCUCUUCAGCAACAACAACAACAACCACAACCGCAAAAGUCCCCAAUUGUCAGAACUCGGCAACCCAUUGGCAGGACUCAAAACAGAGCCAUAAUCAACAGAUUGCGUGGGAAACCUGAUGAAGAUCAAACCCAAAAGUCCAGUGAUGAGGAAGCCAAGGAAGAAACAGUCACUGAAAAGCCUACUUCUGAAGCAACUAAAGCCCCAAUAAGGACCAGAGGGCGUUCAGACUCCAGGACAAAUGUCCUGAGACUCAACAGAGGUCGCUCUGCAGACACCAGGAAGUCAAUCACUCCAUCUGACUCAGUGUCUGCUGCAGCCAUAGAUGUUCAACAAAGCCUGACUACCAAACAGCUCAAGAGAGUGAGAUCCACUACCCCAACUCCAACCAAGGAACCACCCAGCAAAAGUUCUGAAGCUCCAACAACAGCAGAGCCUGCAACUGAGCCCACAACUCAACCUACCUCCAUCACUGAUGAGUCACCAUCAGGAGACAUUGAGAGCAGCAUUGAGUCUGACAGUGCCCCUGAGCAGAUUGAGUACCUGACUGUGUUCAACUACCUCUACACUGUGUUCCAUCAGGACAGUCUUCAGUACUCCACCCAACAGGUCACUGUCACUCAGUCUGGACCAAACCUGGACACCUUUGAGGGCUUUAAAACAGACACCCAGGGAUCCCAGAAAGUGUUGGUGCACAAAGGCAGUGUCAUUGUGCCCUUGGGUGAGAGGGUCAACAAUGGAGUGACCACAGAAAUCAACUUGGCUUCAUCCACAGUCAUCAACCUGCCUAUCCAACAGAGUGAACAACAAGUCCAAGAUGAGGAAAAGGUUCCUGAUGAAAUCACCUCUUCAACCAGGGAAAGGUCCACAGAGUCAAUGUCACCAGAAACAGAAGCACCUGUGAGACCCACAGAACCAACUUCAACUCCCAAAGCACCAUCCUCCAGCAGGCAAAGAACACCAUUGGAUAACCUCAUCCGCAACAAGGGCUCCAAGUUCAGCAACUCUCGCAGGAAACAACUGACACAGACAGUGGUGAAGGAGUCUAAAAUUGCCAAGGUGAAACCAUCAGAGCCUGCAAAAUCAAAACCUGCAGUAGAAAACACCUUGAAGAGAUCUGAGAGGAUCAGGAGCAGCAGACAGAGGCUCUUCACCAGACCUCAAGUGAAACCAACCUCAGAAGAAACCCCUGUGAACAUCCCUGAACAGCCUUCUGAAGAGAAUGAGACAGUGACUGAACAAGCUGCUGCUGAUGCAGCACCUCUUCAAGAAGAAAGAAAAAUCAUUUCUCCCACUAGAACCAGGACCUUUUUCAAACCAUCAAGUAGUACCUUGGUGUCUGUGAGACCAACUUUGACCAGACAAAGGAAACUACCAGAGAACCAUGUCCUGAAACCCAAUGCACUGACCAUCAGUAAGCAAAAACUGAGCAGCAGCACUAGGCCAAGCAAGUUCAAACCCUCCUCAGUGUUCCCCAAAAGUGCCAAGUCCAGCAGUGGUCCAUCAUCCACCAUCAUUUGGCACACUUACACCACAAGCAUCAGGGAUGAUGACAAGGACAAAGUGAUCACCACUUCCAGUCUGAGGACUGUCAACUCCCAGGAGCUCAGCUCUUUGAUCCUGGCAUCACAGGUCACUGCAUUCCCAAUCAGCAAACCAGGCGGGGUGGACACCAAUGGCAUCCCUGCUUUGGAUACCAGUAUUGAACCUUCUUUUGAACCUGGCCCAGUCUACAAGUUCCAGCCCUUUUUAGAGAGAAGAGUGGUCACCAACUCCAUAGUCAUCACCAGGAAGGCUGGGGAUGAUAUCCAAGUCACCACGGAGUAUACCACCACUGUGCAGACUGCUGUUAAGACCCUGGUAGAUAUUCUACCUCCCAUCAAAGCGGGGAUUAUCCUGGAAAGCUCCCUCGGCCUCACUGCAAAUGGAGUGCCCAGAGGAAGAUCAAUUGGCAAAGAGGACUUGGAACGAGUCACUGUGAAAACGAAAAUCUUCCGGAAUGGAGUCGAAGUCUUGGUAGUUGACAAAAAUGAAGAGAAGUAUGAGAUCGAACCAACAACUGUGAUGGACAGGAUUUUCCUGGGUUUGCCAACAAAAAACGAUCAGUUUGCCAAUUUCCUGAGGUCUGCCAAGCCUGAGUUUGUGACCAAGACCUAUUACACUACUGUCACAUUCUACUUCACUCCACAACCUGGCAACCCAGAUGAGUCCAUCCAGAGUACCAAGGUGAUCUCCAAUGUGGUGACCCAAGAAGCAGAUGUGGUUUUUGGAACUUCUCAGAACUCAGCGGAAGUGACAUUGGCCAGUGAAAACGCGGAUUUGGCAUUUGAAACCAAGACCCAGGUCACCAAGUUUACCUAUUACAAUACCCUGUAUUAUGGUGACAAACCCUUGGUCCUGAGUUCAGAAGAAGUGGUGUCUAAUGUUGCAACUGUGCCAAAGGACACUGUUAUAAACACUGGACCCAUUGAGGAUGCAAAGAGGUUUGAGACCAAGACCUAUUACAAUACCUAUGUGUUCUACAAAACCAUCAAUGAGGGUGAAGAAGAGAAGGUAUUGUCAACUGAGGAAGUCAUCACCCAGGUUGUGGUGACCCAUGUGUUGGAGGAUACUGAGAUCCAAGCCACUGUCCUUCCUGGUGACUCUGAACAGGACCUGAAUGCCCUGGACUCUAGUGUGACUGAAGGCCCAGAGAUCACCAAGACCUACUUCACCACAUUCACCUACAUGACAACUGCAUUGGUUGGAGAGAAGAUAGUCAUCAACUCAGACAUUGUCAUCAAGUCUGAGGUCAUCAAGGAGCCCUUGGAAGUGGCAUCACCCAUCUUCAACAUCAACAAUGCCUUGAGUUCUGCCUCAGAUGCCCUGGCCCCCUCUGAUGACUUUGAUGCAGCUGAUGGUCCAGUUGGGGACCUGAUGGCCACCAGAACCUACUAUGUGUCCUACACUUACUUGUCAACCAUCCAGUUUGGUGACUCAACCACAGUGACAUCCAAUGUAGAAGUGUCAUCAUCCAUUGUGGUGGAGCCACUGUCAUCCAUCAAGGACCAAAGCAUCCUGAACAUGCUCAAGGAUGAUGAUGAUGUUGCAAAUGUGCCUCCUGUCCAGGCCUCUGCUGUGGUCAAAGAGUCAUCAUCCAGGGAAAAGAGUCCAGUGUCUACAUACUACAGGAUUGGACCAAACCUCUAUGCCCAACUGAGGACAGUGUUUGCCACUUAUGCCACUGUGGUGACUGGUGAUGAUGGCUUCCUAGAGACAGUGAACCAAGUCCAAGAAAACACUGUGACAUCCACCAUCACUGCAUCCAGCAUCCCACCAGAUGUCACGGUUGUGGACUCUCCUCCUCCACCUCCCAAGACCAAUCCUGCUGCUGUUGCACCACCAGUGCCAUCCAGAGUUGAGGUCAAUGUUGCCAGCAGUGCAUCAUCAUCUUCAUCAGAAGCAACAGUGCCUGCGUUAGUGGCACCUUCCAAGCCCACAGUGGUGUCCGGGUCAACCAUCAUCUAUUUCUCCAAGGGAUACCCUGCUAGUAAUAAUAAGCAGGACAGCACAGUCGGCGAUCAGUUGUCGCAGUUGUUUAACAAGGCUGGAGGCACCAGCAAGGUCACCAUGACAGCUACAGUAGACACCACUAUCCCGGGUCCCGAUGGGAAGGUCACAGAAUAUUCUUCAGGGCAACCCCUGGUGGUUCUGGACCGUGGCAACGGGUCCAUAGUCGGGUUCCCCAUCCCCAGUGUGAUCGACAUGGAGAAGAAACCCAUCGCUUCUGCUUCGUCGAAUAAUAACCAUCAGUCCUCAAAGGCCUCGUCAUCAGGGCCACAAAAAGCGGACCUCCUUCAGUCCGUUGACGAGUUCCAACUGACGAGUAACGGGGAUUUGUCGUCGGUGUCGUCCCUGAUUGCAGCUGACAGACCGAAUUCCGGAACAAAUACGAGACCGUCGUUUAGCAGCAGCAGCAGCACUUCCACGAAUAAUGGAGGCAGUCUCAUCAGCACCCUGGGCACCAGGCUGGUGAAUCUCGGGGCACUCGCGGGUGCGUUGGCAGCUGGCAACGCUGGUGCCCAGGCAGUGAGUGGACUGGACUUUAGCCCGAUUUUCGACUCGGUCUCCAAGUUGUUUAGGGGAGGGAUCCCUGCGAACCCGUUCGCAAGACGGAAUGACUCGUCGUUGACGCAUAAUGCCCCGGACCAGAAUAAAAGGGAUCCCCAGCAGCCCGAUCGGAUUAUGCAAGCGCCGAAACCCGGGGCUUCGGGUCAGAAUAAAUAUAUCCCCGUUGGAAGCGUGGCUGGUGGUAAUGGACAGCCGCAUGCAAAUGCCUUCUUCCAAGAGCCACCUGGCCCGUUCAAUCAGCAGGGUUCUUUCAACAGACUUCAGGUGGACGCGAGUCAGCCAUCGUUUAUUCCAUUGAGAGGAAACGGGAAUCAACCCAAGCGGCAGCGACCAGCAGCAGUUGAGAACAAUAACGGGCAGGAAUUUCCUCCGAGAGACUUUCCUCAACAGCACUUCCCACGCAGACAACAACAACAACACCAACAACAACAACAACAACAACAACAACAACAACAACAACGUCCAUUUUUCGAGCAUCAGCAACAAGGCAGGCCAUUUGUAAACAAUCAACAAGUGCGAAUUGAUCGUCCGGAAUGGGAAAGAAGGCAGGAACCUGUGGAAUUUGACAACUUACCCCAGAGGCCGGGUCAGAAAUUGCCGGUGCUCAGGGGUUCUGGUGUCGCAAUCUCACCAGGACAGGUUCUUGUUGCGCGACCAGAAAGUGACCCAAACCUGGUCAUUGGGACCCCAGAUUUGAAUCAAGAGCAAGAACGAAUCAAUAAUAAUGGGUUCGAACGCAGACCUCCGAAUGUGAACCCGCAGCAAAACAGGGCUCCAGGAUUCCAACUUCCCGUGUCUCAGUUCCCACAAUUCCCAGGACCACCAUCCUCCAGCUCUUCCAGCAAGCUGGAGACCAACAAUAAACCCUUUGCGCCAUCUGGUCCACUGCUGACUGAGGUUCAGGCACCAUCAUUGGCUCCCUCCAGGGUGUCUGUGAUUUCUGGCCAGGAGACUGUGUUUGUGUCCAAGCCUGCACAAGACAACGCUGAGUCUGCUGAGAAAAAUGGCCCAAUCCCUGCUGCUGACACCCAGAGGGAUCCCACUGUUGUGACACCUACUGUUGAACAACUGCGGCCUCAGCAACCACCACCAGCACAAAGACCCAGACCUGCUAACCCAUUUUUCAAGGAAAGGCAACCACCAAAGAUUUCUCUUCCCAGGUUGCAACCACCAAGAACACCACCACCACCUCCUUCUCAAAAGACCAAGCAGCGGCUGCCGAAUGGACCAGUGCUGCCACCUGCGAGCGAAGGCUCUGACGGCAGACCGCUCCCACCUCUAGUCCGAGAUCCAGAUGGCACUCCUAUCAUCGCCAAACUGCCGAAUAACAACCCGCGUUCGAAGCCGAGUCCGUCUCAAAUCGGGCCCCAGCAGUUUGGCUGGUCCUCUGUGCAGCCCCAGGGCCAAACCCUGGCCCUACCUCAGCAACCCAACAUACAAUGGCCAGCCGUGCAAACCAUUUUGUCUCUGGGCUCUGGCAACAGGAUCGUCGCCACGAACAUUCUGCGCAACGGAGAAGAAUAUGACGCGGAGGGCGGAGACGAGUCGAGGAUAACUUACACAGCUCCGCCUACGACUCAGGCCACGCCCACUGUGUCUGUUGCCAAUGUUAUCAACCAAAGUCCUGGUAAUAAGGUUCAGCAGAGACCGGCGUUCGAAAUUCAAAGCAGCAAAGUGCAAGAUGAUGCCAGGGACAGAUUCACUGCCUUGAAUGGACCCAGGCCUGGUCAGGAAACCUCAGCUGACCCGAAACCAGCUUCUCCAGCUACAAUCAGUCAGCGUGAUGAGGGUCUUCCUCUGCUCAUUGAUCAGGUCACCAAAGAAUUACCAACGACCGCGAAACCCACUGCGAAACCACCAAGAUCCUCCACGUCAUCCGGAUCAGUGCAGCAACGACCCACAGCGGCCAAACCGCCAACUAAACCAGACUACGUGUCACCUCCAACGCGGCCGAAGCCAACAGCGACACCUGGGGCAACGGACGAGAACAAGCGGCUGAAUUUGCACGGCGGGGGAUCGGCUGCCGGCGACGGGUCGGUCGUGGAGCUCGGUGCGGGUGGCAUGCAGGGCGGGGGCUCGGUGUUGUUUGGCGUCAAGCUGGGGUCCGGCAUACUGUGCGGGUGGUCCCGUCCUUUCGUGCCUGCACCCAGUCACAACAAGCCUGUCAUUAGACCAACUCUGCUGCCCAGUACCAGACUCACUACCACACCUGCAACUAGACCUACAACAAAAGAUGCAGGAGGAACCACUAGUGGUGGUGAUGGUGCUAGUAGUAGUACCACUGCUUCUUCCAGCACACCAGCUGCUCCUCCAACCACCACAGCAGUGUCUGAUAGUGGUCCCAAAUCAACCACUGAACUGGAGUCAUCUUCAUCAGCCACUCCACCAAGUGGUCCUGACUCUGACAAUGGUCCUGUAACUGACGAUGUCUCUGGUCGUAAAAGGUGUAUGUUCCCUCUGGUUUCCACUGUUGCUGCGACAAGGACAGGAUCAGUCAUCAACGUUAGUCCGAAACUCAAGAGCAGCUCAACAUUGGCAACAAAGCCGAAACCCGCAGCAACCACGUCACCGACAACCCCGUCAUUGCCAGUCAGUGUCCCUAGUGACUCGGAAGAAGAAGGAAUCGACAAUGAAGUUAACAAAGGCGUCGAGGAAACGAAUGAAAUCAACCGAGUGAUUGCCGGGUUCGUGCCAGAGCAAGGACUGAGUGUGGAAGUGCCGAUUAUCGCUGCGGAAUGCAAGCCGAGUUGUUCGCUGAAAAACAACGAAGUUUGCCAGAAGAAGCGCGGCACUUGGCAAUGCGUCUGCAAACCGGAAACGAGGUCGUAUAGAAUCACUUUGCCGAUUGACCACGUGCACACGAGGGCCCUGGAAUUCAGGGAGGAAUUUUUGGACGACUCGACCCCGGAAUUCGGCCAACUCGAGUUCAUGACCAAGGAUGCUGUGGACAAGGCCCUGAAGCGAUCCGGACUCGGAGACGCUUAUCAUGGAUCCGAAAUCACCGGCUUUCAGAGAUUCGUGGCCCCAGGGAAAAACCCGGACCUCGGGGUCAUGGUUGAAAUCAUCGCCAGGAUCUCUCCGGAUAUGAACCCUGACGAAGGAUCCUUGAUGAAUAACCUGCGACAGAGUGUCAAGAGCACGAAUUUCAGCGUGGGUGGAACUGCUCUGCUGACUUCCCCAAGUUACAUGGAUUCUUUCUACGCGGAAGAUUUCGAUGAAUGUUCGAGCGAGGAAUUCCACGAUUGCUCGGAAUUCGCAAUGUGCAUUAACCGAGCCGGAACAUUCACCUGUGCCUGUAAGAGUGGCUAUCAGGACUUGUCCGACAUCGCUGAUUCACGACCAGGCAGAAUAUGUUCAUCUGCUUCUUCUAGCUGCGGGCAUUGCAAUUACCACGGGGAGUGUUACACGAAAGAAGACGGAAGCAGUGCUUGCAAGUGUCAGAAAUGGUAUUCCGGUGACAGGUGCCAACUGAAUAUGAAAGUUUUGCUAAUUGUGCUGGUGACGAUCGGGUCCCUGCUGGCACUAGGACUGUGUUUGGCAACCAUGGUGUUCUGCCUGCGCCGAAAGAGCGCCACGCGGAACCAAGAAGGCGGCUAUUUGUACGGCGCCGGGCCCGGACGCCGGCGUGCCACGGACCGCCGCGCCAUGAUCGGCGCCGGCGACACUUCCAGCGAGAGCUCGGAUCAGCGCAGCUUCCCAACCUUGCACGAAGCUUUAGCGCCAUCAUCAGUGGGGCGCAAGGGGCACCACCACAAGCGACCGCGGUCGGUGGCGAGCGGGCGGAGCUUUGACCAAGUGGACCGGUCCCUGCCGGGCACCACAACGAUGCCACCAGUCAUCAUCCCUCGGGCCAAGUACAGCUCGCCGUCCCGGAUGGUGUCCCUGGGGCCGGACCCCGAGGCCGAUGUCGUCGUGUCGGAAAGAGCCCUGAUGACCAUGCUCGACACUGGCAGAACACAGAGUGUGAAGAGCUUCAAAGGUUCAACCAGGUCAGCUGCCACUUCAAUCGCUGAAAGCCAUGGACGUGGACGCCGAGAAUUCAGGGACAUGCGUCGUGGCUCGGAAGGAGCUUUGAUGGCAGCAGCCGGCUCGAUCAUGGUGGCAACUUCUGCAGUGCGCAGCAAAUCCUCGGGGCGACGACCAUCUGAAUAUUCCCGGGGUUCGGGCUAUGGUGACAGGGCCAUGUCUGAAGCUCGUUCGUACGACGAGACGACGGUGAGGAACAUGACUCGUCAUCCGGAGAGUUACUACUCGACUUCUAGGCCGCAAUCGACGCAAUUCUUCAGCGAGGACGGACGAACAAUGGCUGAGCGCGAAGACGGAUCCAGUGUCUGGAUUCCUCAAUCUCGACUUUACAGACUCGCUCCCGAUAGUGACUUGGGAUCGGAAACAAGUUCCAGAACACGAGACAUGCGCAGUAGCAAAAUUUCCAGCUCUCCACCGCAUUAAAUAAAUCGCGAAAACGCAUUUCUUUCCCGGUUUACUCGGUUUAGCGAAAUUUGCUA
Messenger RNA from Notodromas monacha, 17915 nucleotides. The record is from the annotation of a GenBank genome assembly. NCBI's taxonomy places the organism in Eukaryota, Metazoa, Arthropoda, Ostracoda, Podocopida, Cyprididae.